Oncorhynchus nerka (sockeye salmon) is the source of this 4641-nucleotide messenger RNA. RefSeq names its product tumor protein 63-like. Gene Ontology annotation, molecular function: DNA-binding transcription factor activity, RNA polymerase II-specific; protein binding; RNA polymerase II cis-regulatory region sequence-specific DNA binding. The transcript is spliced from 14 exons. The record is from RefSeq and is a predicted model, not a curated record. Lineage: Eukaryota; Metazoa; Chordata; Actinopteri; Salmoniformes; Salmonidae. The coding region runs from base 138 to 2159 and encodes 673 amino acids. Gene Ontology annotation, biological process: apoptotic process; protein tetramerization; regulation of transcription by RNA polymerase II. Gene Ontology annotation, cellular component: nucleus.
UUAAACCCCCAGUCCUGGAUUCAUUUAUUUAUUCUCUCUAUUCAACUAGUCCAUGUGCGAUCACUAAUACAUGUGUUUAUGUGAUCUACCGACAGCAUUGAAGAGUUGAAACAAGAAAAAAAAGAGAACAGUUUAGUAUGAAUUGUCCAUACUCCACAGCUGUGCAGUAUUGCCCUGAGCUCCCCUUUCAUCGGCAUAGAGACCCUUCCUCCCGUCUGUCCUGGACAGAGAGUUCCUGCCUGGCCUCCAUUAUGUCACAGAACCAAUCAGGACAGAGCUCUGACAUCCUCAGUCAGGAUGUGUUCAACCAGCUCCUGGAGAUGCUAGACCAGUCAGCGUUCCACUCAUUGCAGCCCAUAGAGUUGAACAUCUCAGACAGUCCAGCAGACGAAGAUGGACCAGCAGGGAACACCAUUCAGAUCAGCAUGGACUGCAUCACCAUGCAUGAGGGACAGGAACCACUUUCGUCCCAGUAUACCAACCUGGGGCUGCUGAACAGCAUGGAUCAGAACAUCCAAAAUGGCGGCUCUACCUCCACCAGUCCCUACAACAACGACCAUGUCCAGAACAACGUGUCAGCUCCUUCACCCUACGCCCAGCCCAGCUCCACCUUCGACGCCAUGUCCCCCUCCCCGGCUAUCCCCUCCAACACAGACUACGCCGGGACACACACCUUCGACGUCUCCUUCCAGCAGUCCUCCACAGCCAAGUCUGCCACCUGGACGUACUCUACAGAACUGAAGAAGCUGUACUGUCAGAUCGCCAAGACGUGUCCCAUCCAGAUCAAGGUGCUGACCAACCCCCCGCAGGGCGCCGUCAUCAGAGCCAUGCCCGUUUACAAGAAGGCAGAGCACGUCACCGAGGUGGUCAAACGAUGCCCCAACCACGAGCUCAGCCGCGAGUUCAACGACGGUCAGAUAGCCCCUCCCAGUCACCUGAUCCGAGUGGAGGGUAACAACCACUCCCAGUAUCUGGAGGACUCCAUCACGGGCCGUCAGAGUGUCUUGGUCCCAUACGAGCCACCUCAGGUGGGCACAGAGUUCACCACCAUCCUAUAUAACUUCAUGUGCAACUCCAGCUGUGUGGGAGGAAUGAACCGACGCCCCAUACUCAUCAUCGUCACCCUGGAAACCAGAGAAGGUCAGGUGCUGGGUCGGCGCUGCUUCGAGGCCAGGAUCUGCGCGUGUCCUGGACGGGAUCGCAAGGCGGACGAGGACAGCAUCCGCAAGCAGCACGUUACUGACGGAACAAAGAGCAGUGAGGCCUUCCGCCAGGCCCCCCAUGGAAUCCAGAUGUCCUCCGUCAAGAAGAGAAGAUCCACCGAUGAGGAAGUAUUUUGUCUGCCUAUUAAAGGCCGUGAAAUCUAUGAGAUUUUGGUAAAAAUCAAAGAGUCUCUGGAACUCAUGCAGUUUCUGCCUCAGCACACUGUAGAGUCAUACAGGCAACAGCAGCAGAACCUCCUGCAGAAACAGAGCGCCAUGGCCCCCCAGCCCCAGUAUGGCUCCAGCUCCCCUCCUCACCCCCACGGCAAGGUCAACAAGCUCCCCUCCGUCAGCCAGCUAAUCAACCCCCAGCAGCGCAAUAUACUCACGCCUUCCUCCAUGCCCCAAGGCCUGACUGACAUGACUCCGAUGAUGGGCCACAUGGCUAUGAAUGCUGACAUGUCGACCCUGAGCCCCGCCCACAUCCUGCAGCCCCAGUUACCCAUGGUGCCCAGCUCCCACUGCACCCCCCCGCCUCCCUACCCCAUGGACAGCAGCAUCUCCAGCUUUCUUCUGCGGCUGGGCUGCGCAGCCUGCCUGGACUACUUCACGGCGCAGGGCCUGACCAACAUCUACCAGAUCGAGAACUAUAACUUGGAGGACCUGUCCCGGCUGAAGAUCCCGCAGGAGUUCCAGCACGUCAUCUGGAAGGGCAUCAUGGAGCACCGGCAGAGCAUGGAGUUCUCCCCUCCUCCUCACAUCCUGCGUAGCUCCAGCGGGGCCUCCGCCGUCAGCGUAGGGUCCUCAGAGGCCCGCGGCGAGCGGGUCAUCGACGCCGUGCGCUUCACCCUGCGCCAGACCAUCUCCUUCCCUCCGCGUGACGACUGGUCCGACUUCUCCUUCGACCUGGACUCCCGACGCAACAAGCAACAGCGCAUCAAAGAGGAGGGUGAAUAGAGACACACUGUCGGGGGGGAAUAAAUAAAAAGCGCACUGCAACAAUAAGUCUGUAAAAGGCCAUUUCCCUGACAUUCACAGAGAUCUUUUUUUUUUUUUUACAAACGCUGUAGAUGUCAGCUCAAGCAUAUAUUAGCUUUUAAAAAGUAGAGUGCAGUACUCUUCACAGCAGUGCACCUUGGAUUGAAGCCCCUGGCUCGGUCCCCCUUCAUAUGUCAUACACCUGUUGACCAACCCACUCUCCUAUCACAGGACUAGGACAUCUCUGCUUCAACGUUCUAAAGCUCAGAUAAUCCUAAAUAGCAAAAAUACUAUAUGCAAAUAAAAAUGCACUUAAUUUUUUUUUUUUUUUAAGCCUUCAUUAGCUGCCAGCUAGAUGAGAGAAAACAGCUAUAUUUUUUAUCAAAUUUCUUGAGACAAAGCACUUAAGAAAUGCUUUUGUGAUUUGCUUUGAUAUUGUUUUAUUAGUGUUCAUUAUCCAUUCCAAUGUUAAAAGCAUGACUUUGAGAGGAAACUUUUAGGGGUUGUUGUUGUUCUUGGCUGAGAUUGAAUCCAAGGCGCGUUAUAGAGCAGGACACUAGACAGCCAAGAUUUUUCCUGACGUUAAGACAUGUACUUACGUCAGUUUUUCUGUCUUGCUGUUGACUCACUUGUUAAACCUAGAAGAACCUCACAUUAAAACAGGCGAGUGGCGGCAUCUAGUGGCCACACUGAUACUGCACCAAAUCACUGCUAAAUACAAUGUAAAAAUGGAGUCCUAUAUUAACGUCUGCUCAAACGCAAAUUACGGUCAUCACUAGUUACCAUAGCCAACAAAUCAUAAUUAUGGUGAACCCUUUGCCUAUUUCUAGCGUCUAUCUUCUUAAAAUCUGAUUUUAAACCUAAACCCACUGCCGACAUUAUGCCUAAUCUUAAGACUUCAUGAAUUUUACGAUAUAGCCAUUUUGACUUUGUGGCUGUGGUAACCAGUGACAACCUUAAAGAACCUAUAAAAGUCCAAGUGUACUAUGCCGCUCUAUUUUACAACCCGUUGGGUUGAAUCCCAGUCUCUGCUGCUCAAUAUUGGAUUGUUAUGGUUACCUGUUAUUUUUUAGUUCACAACACUGUUUUGACCUGAUUGUAUACACUUCCAAGAUACAUAUUUUUUUGACUUCCUGUCAGGGAGAAGUGUUAAUAACAUGCCGGAACUGGUUUUCUACUGUGCCUGUGUUAAACCCUCGUCGCUCCGAGAUGCCCAGGAAACCUAGUGUUAGCCGUCGUGUUUAUAAGUACCUAAAUGUAUUUCUACGUGGACGACAAUAAUGCAUUAUCACAAACCGUUGGUACCUGAAGUAUUUACGUUUAUCAUUACCGAGUAACUGAAACUAACAAGAAACUCAAUAUGCUCAUAGCCCUUGAUGUUGUCAUGGUUACCAAUAAACGUGACCCGAUUGUGAUGGUGUACACCUUUCCCAUAUGGUCGUGUCCCAAAUGGCACCCUACGCACUACUCGACCAGGGGGCCCUGGUCAGGGGUAGUGCACUAUAUAUAGGGAAUAGGGUGCCAGCCCUGAUCAGAGGUAGUGCACUAUAUAGGGAAUAGGAUGCCAGCCCUGGUCAGAGGUAGUGCACUAUAUAGGGAAUAGGGUGCCAGCCCUGGUCAGAGGUAGUGCACUAUAUAGGGAAUAGGGUGCUAGCCCUGAUCAGAGGUAGUGCACUAUAUAGGGAAUAGGAUGCCAGCCCUGGUCAGAGGUAGUGCACUAUAUAGGGAAUAGGGUGCCAGCCCUGGUCAGAGGUAGUGCACUAUAUAGGGAAUAGGGCGACAUUUGGAACACAUUCUUUGCCUGCUUGCUCUGCCACCUAUGUAUAACCUGGUGUACAGUCUAUGGAUUGUGUGUGUGUGUGUGUGUGUGGGGGGGGGUCUGGUGAGAACAUUUCUGGUCUAUAUUUCUCUAUUGUAAAUGAUGCUAGUUGUAAUAUUGAUGGAUUGUUGUUUUUUGGAACCACAUUGUCUAAACCUUUUUUUAUUUGUUGAACUUGAUGGCCAAACCUAUUGAGAUUAUUGUAUAUACACACACACACUUAUAUAGAGUUAUUUUCUAAACGCUACAUGAUAAGUAUUUUCCCAAAAAAGGUAAAUAUUUGACACAAAAAAAAAAGAAAAAAGGGAAUUUAAGAAUAGUUUGUGGUUAAAAGCCAGAACAGAACAGGAGUUUAUUUUGUAUUCAUUAAAAUGAAUAAAUCUGGUCCUCUCACAAGUCAUUGUUGUCGUUGUGCUAAUACACACGGUCAGAGAUAAAACACCGUUCUAUAAAACUGGACAUUAUCGAUAUGUUAGAGAAACAUGACCCUGGUAUGUUGUCGUUGUUGUCGGGAACAUCGAAAGCAGAAAACCAGUACCGUCUAAUCUACUGUUCCUUAUUUUUCUACAAUGUAUUGUAAAUAUAUUGCAAUGUACUUAUUUUGAUAUAAACCAAAAAAUAAAAUACCGCCUAGUUACCAAA